Acaulospora morrowiae is the source of this 921-nucleotide messenger RNA. Lineage: Eukaryota; Fungi; Glomeromycota; Glomeromycetes; Diversisporales; Acaulosporaceae. The record is from the annotation of a GenBank genome assembly.
AUGUCAUAUGUUCGAAAGAGCAAUGAGAUAGAUGUUGAAAUAAUCGAAUGCGCUCCAAGUAAUGAGGGCAACGAAACGGUGUUUCCUAUAAUUGAAGGAGCCAAGUGGCAACUUGCAUGGGAAGCCAAAAGAAAUAAAAUCCUUCAACCUUUGAUGGCCGAAAGUGUUGCCUCCUUCCUCUUUUGUAUUUUCGGCGGUGCUGCUAAUUUAUUUGUUGCUACAACUUCAUUGACACUAUCUCAAGAUCCUGGAAGCAGUAUACCUGGACGCUUUAAUGUUGCGUUGUCUUUUGCUUUCGGCACUAUGUUUGCCCUCUUUUUUGCUGUUCCGAUUUCUGGCGGUCAUAUUGCUCCAAAUUUCACGCUUGUUCUUGCCACUUUCCGAAAAUUCUCGUGGAAGUUAGUUCCAUUCUACAUACUCGCGCAAAUAGUUGGCGCGUUUCUUUCUACCGGGAUAAUUUAUCUUUGUUACUAUUCUACAAUUCAUCAUUUUACUGGAGGCACAGAUGGUCCCGUCAAGUUCGCUGCACUAUACGUAACUCAACCAAAUAAUUAUGUUAACACUGGCUACAUAAUAUGGGUCGAAUUUAUUUCUACCGCUGUUCUCACCUUAAUCGUCUUCAACCUGACCGACGCCAAUAACAAAUAUAUUGUUUCCAGCCCGAUGAUAAUUCCACCACUAAUAGGCUUAAUGAUCUUCCUGAUAAUUAUGGGCGUUGGAUACCAAGGGGUUUCGAUAAGUCCGGCUCGUGAUCUCGGCGCUCGAUUAUUCCUACAGAUAAUUUACGGCUCCGAAAUAUGGUCGUUAAAUCAUAAAUAUUUUUGGAUUGCUACGGUCAUUCCAUGUGUUGGUUCGAUCGUCGGCGCAGGUUUUUAUGAUAUUUUCUUUUACGAUCACGGAAAACCAAAAAAAUUACAAUAG